Messenger RNA from Miscanthus lutarioriparius, 654 nucleotides. The record is from the annotation of a GenBank genome assembly. Lineage: Eukaryota; Viridiplantae; Streptophyta; Magnoliopsida; Poales; Poaceae.
AUGACGUCGGCCCCAACGCCCACGGCUGCGGCCCCUGCGGUUGGCGGCCCCGAUAGGGCCAACAGGGCAACGGCUGCCGGCACUGGAGAGAAGGGCAAGAGGGCGAGGGCCGCCGGCGCCCACGAGGACUGGGACAGUGGAACAUCCCAUCGAUCGCGGCCUGUUUCUCUCCUUGGACAACCUCCUGCCGAUCCAGAACGGAUCGAGAAGUUGGUUGGUUGCAGCCUGAAGAACAAUUGUUUAAUUUUGUGGACUCGGGACAGAAGCAGCAAGCAAUGGAUUGGUGCCUGCUCUGUGAAACGAUGCAAUAUGCCUCUUUGUAAUGGAGCUAUUAGGAAAGAGCUCAAAGGCGGUUAUGAUGGCAUUCAAAAGUGGCAUACAGUAAUAGUAUUGGCUCUUGUUUACAACAAUAAAGCCAUACGUGAUGCUGAUUUAAUCCUCGGUGGUCACCGCUACCACCUCCAAGGCCGCCGUUUGCACCAGUUGGUCUUCCUCUUCGCCUCCGGCAGAUCGGUGCUCCUGUCUUCAUCGCGUUCUCUUCCCUCUGUACGCACGAUGUUUCUCUUCACAGCUGGUGUCCAUGCUAAUGCCAUUACUCAAUUACCUGAUGAAGAUGCCAUAUCCCAUAUUACCGUUCUUACGAUUCCAUCAUGA